This is a messenger RNA of Moneuplotes crassus, 1192 nucleotides long. NCBI's taxonomy places the organism in Eukaryota, Ciliophora, Spirotrichea, Euplotida, Euplotidae. The record is from the annotation of a GenBank genome assembly.
GAUGCCAUCAAGUAACAAACAAUCACAGAAUGUUGUCAGUCCCGUACUUGUAGCUACUGCUGAACAAGCCAUCGAAGUAAUUGAUGCGAUCAAAGCUUACUCCAAAGAGAACCCUACUGAAGAGGUUGUAUUAGGAAUGGAUUGUGAGGGUAUCCAAAAAGAUAAACCAUUAGCUCUCUUUCAGAUGUUUCUGAACGGAAGCACAUAUAUUUUCGAUGUGAUCGCCCACAACCCCUUCGAGUUGGGCUUAAAGGAGAUUCUUGAAAGUGAUAAUUAUAUAAAAGUUUUCCAUGAUUUUUGAGAAGAUUCUGCCGCUCUCUUCAGACAUUUUCAGGUUUCCCCAACUAAGAUCUUUGAUACCCAGAUUGCUCACAGAGUGAAGAGAGAACUAGAGGAGACAGUUACUUAUCAAGACAACAAUAUUUCAUUAAAUAAUCUACUCAAAACUUAUAUGAGAGUUGAGAAUACAAUGAAGACUAAGGUGAAUUCUUGAAUGACUAGCGACCCGGAAUUUUGGUACCAAAGGCCUAUGACUCAUGAAAUGCUCGAGUAUGCCUCCCAAGAUGUUAUUUACCUUCCUGAGAUGUAUAGGAUAUUUAUUAAGAGCCUGAGGACAGCAACGGUAGCUGAGAUUUUCCAAAAAUCUUCGGAAUAUCUUUUCUACAGUCUUCUAAAUAGCCAUACAAAGGAUUUCACCUGAUUAUCAGAAGGAGAUAUGGUAGGGGCCUAUAUUAAGAACUACUAUGGAAAGGUUAUCUUCUGAAGCCUCAACCUCGGAUGCUCGGGCAUCAUCAGGGAUGAAGUCUCUUGAGAAUUCAUCCACAAGCAUUUUAACAUGGGAGACCUGAUAAAUUUGGAAGUUAGCAGCAUUGAUUAUGAAAAGAAGUUUGUCACCCUUGUUGUACCCGAUAACCUUCUCUUUAUGGAAGAGAGUACGGUCAAGGGGUAUUACAAAUUGGCUAAAAUGAGCCAAGAAUCCAAAGUUAAGAAGAUGGUGGAGGCGCUUAAUAAGAAAUCUACCAAGAAACCAAGAAAGACUUCAAUGAGUUUAACCUCUAAGAAAUUUUUCCCAAAGAUUAAGAGGUGAGACUCAGAAGUUAAGUCAAAAUCAGGAUCUUUCGACGAAACUACUACUACUUCUAACUCUGAGAUAAGUUGUAGCGCCUAAACGUGAAUCAAUCAAAAGAAUGAA